CCCGUACGGGUUAGAACCAAGUUCAAAGGAGAUGACUGUGUGUCAGUGAUGAUGGCGCGAGGGCUAAUCCCAAAUGGGUUCAUCCCCAGAUUACCACUACCGAUAUCCAAAAUCUCAUUCGUGUCACCUAGCCAUCGUGGUCGGCGUCUUCGUCUCUCUGUUCCUUCCCCUCGUCUCUUCUGCAACUGUGCUUCUUCUACUCAUCACACUGUCGACAUGAAAACUUAUAACGAAGCUUUCUCCAACCGAAUGGCCAUGGCCGGCCUCAAACCUCAUCACCGUAUUGCAAUGGGAGUCUCUGGAGGACCUGACAGUAUGGCACUGUGUGUUUUAACUGCCCAUUGGAAAACCCAAGGCCUCAACGCAAGCUACGGUAAUGGCGAAUUUAUUGAAGGGCUCUUGGCUAUAAUAGUUGAUCACGGGCUACGUGCUGAGAGCCAAGAGGAGGCCAACACAGUUUCUAAUCGGCUCUCCAAAAUGGGAAUCAGAUGUGAGAUUGCCGAUUGUGAUUGGCCGGAUGGUCGACCUAAACAAGGUCACUUGCAGGAAGCUGCUCGUGAAAUGAGGUAUCAGAAAUUUCAGAAAGUUUGCAGCCAGAACCAGAUUGGUGUAUUACUUAUUGCACAUCACGCUGAUGAUCAGGCUGAGCUAUUUGUUCUAAGAUUAUCGCGCAAUAGUGGUGUGCUUGGACUCGCUGGAAUGCCAUUCACAUCUCAAAUUUUCUCCUCAUAUACCCAUUCCUAUGAUGAAGUUUCGAAAAACGAUGGUAUCCUUCUUGUGCGGCCACUUCUAGAUUUUUAUAAAGAAGAUAUGUAUAAGAUAUGUCAAGGAGGUAAUCAGGAUUGGGUGGAGGACCCAACUAAUCAAAGCCUGUUAUAUGUACGUAAUAGGAUACGGAUGUCAUUAAGAGACUCAUCAUCAUCUAGAUUCAAGUCUGAGCUGCAAGCUGUAAUUUCUUCCUGUCAAAAAACUCGCGUAUAUGUUGAUCAUAUUUGUUCUAAUUUGAUAAGUAAAGCAGUAACUAUUAUGGAUCUGGGGUAUGCUGUUAUGGAUUUAGAGAUUUUGAAUGAAUCAAAAAUUGAUGAUGUAUGCCUGUCAAGGUUUAUUGCCUUGGUUUUGCAGUUUAUCUCCCAGAGGCACAGACCAAUCAGAGGCAGUACUUCAAAGUUGCUGUUGGACUACUUGCAUACAUUCCCUUGUAAGACGUCCCUAACGGCAGGUGGCUGUUAUCUAUGUCCUGCCCCUGGAUCUAAAGGCACCAAAGCCCUGGUCUGUUGUUCUGUUAAUUGCCCUCGGCCUUCAACAAUGGAAUUGUUUGAUGCACACCCUUAUGCAAAAACAAAGAACCACUCUCCAAAUGAUUUAGAGCAAAUUAUAGCUGAUGGCAAAUCAUAUGCGAAUCACUUGAUUCCAGAUGCUUCAGAUGUGCAUUUUUUGGACAUAACAUCCGGAUCAGUUCUAACUGAAGCUAAAAAACUCAAUCUGCUUAGUGAGUCAACCUAUAAGAAUAUUCUUCUUUUGCAGAGUGAAGAAGUUAAAAAAUUCAGGUCUAAAACUACAGCAGCAAUAGAGUUUGAGUCGAAUGGUGGAGUGAAAUCUGCCAGUACAUAUUGGAGUGGACCACUUCUCCCUGGGAAAAUCUGUUCCUUCAUGAACCGAUUCUUUCUCAUAUGGGAUGCAAGUCAGAAAAUUACUGACAGAGCAAAGUCUGAAGAAGUUGAUGGUGAACAAGAGUUGGGAAGGGAGGGUUGGCACUGCCAUUGCAGGACUUGUGUAGUUGGUAACGACAUGGUAGCUUGGUUACGCCAUAUGAAUGAAUCUGACUGGCUGUAUCUUGCUGACUUAUCAAAAUGUCUGAUUUCAGAGAAGUUUGAACAGCAAAGUGGUCUAUCAUCUAAUAGUCUGGAGCAAAAAACUGGCAAAACAUCUCUAUGUUUAAAUUAUGCAAUGCUUUCAGCACAAAGAGCUCUUCAAUCUCUGAAAUCUAUCCCAGUUGCUGCAAGAAGAAGCCUACCAGUCAUAGUCAAUAAUGAAGGACUCAUACUAAGCAUUCCGAGUGUUGGGUUCGAGCAUUGCCCUUGCUUAACAGUAUCCAUAGAAUUCAAGCCAAGAAUACCCCUCGGUGGAGCUCAUACUUCCUUCAUCUAGCCACAUUCAAUAUUCAUUUGGAUGGAGUUCAUGAAUAAUAGUUUGUCUGUCUCCACUUUCUAUAACAGAUUACUGACCUCUCUGGAAACUUUUGAUCAUAUUACUCACCAUCAUUUAAAUCUUGGCUGCUCAAUUCGUUCUUUUGGCUUGCAAUUAUAUUGUAACAGUGUAUUUGCAAGUAUUAAUUGACCUCCCCAUAAACGAAGCUAAAAUUUUCUUGGUACAUACAAUAUGUGCAUUGUGAUAUAUUUUUCCUGUAACGAAACCAAGAUAGGAACAUUGGGCAUCUGCUUUACAAUACGUAAAAAUGUCUUUAUUUAUCAUUA
Molecule: messenger RNA, 2474 nt
Organism: Ziziphus jujuba (common jujube)
Lineage: Eukaryota; Viridiplantae; Streptophyta; Magnoliopsida; Rosales; Rhamnaceae
Exons: 11
Coding region: 49-2148 (699 amino acids)
Biological process (GO): tRNA processing
Molecular function (GO): ligase activity, forming carbon-nitrogen bonds; ATP binding
Source: RefSeq, a predicted model, not a curated record